Messenger RNA from Microstroma glucosiphilum, 765 nucleotides. RefSeq lists its product as hypothetical. Lineage: Eukaryota; Fungi; Basidiomycota; Exobasidiomycetes; Microstromatales; Microstromataceae. The record is from RefSeq and is a predicted model, not a curated record. Bases 79 to 600 code for a protein of 173 amino acids. The transcript is spliced from 4 exons.
GGCUUCAGCUCGCGUCUGCAGGGCAAGAUUGAAAGAAAAGUCGCCUCAGACGCCAAAUUUCUCCCAAGAUCCACCAACAUGGGCUUGCCAGCUAAUGCAACAACAGGCGUCAAGUACAAUUUUGAGGAAGAUGGAAGCCCACAGAUCAAGAGUCUGCCGCCUCAAAUUCUCGCGACGUUCAAGCGCGCCAUCCCUUCUUUCUCUGUGACUCAUAUUCCUACUGCUCUUCCUUGGUACAAGGAGGUGCUUGGCUUUGCAGUCGUCGGCGCUGCCGAUGCGGGAAGAGCUGAGCUACACCGGGCCGAGCCAGGAGCUCGUAAAGGCGAGGGCGGCGUUUCGCUCUAUUUGAGGAAAGCAGCCGCUGACGAGCCUGUACCUAAGGGCAGUCUCUGGAUAGAGGUAGAUAGCGUAGACAACUUGUAUGCUGAGCUCUCAUACAAGAUGGAAAAGUAUGCUCAAGACCUUUCGAACUACUUUCCACCACACCACUUUGGCUCUUCCAAGAUCCUUGCUAAGCCCAGAAACACUUCCUGGGGUCAGCGAGAAAUGACAUGUGUCGAUGCGGGCGGCAACAGCAUUGUAUUCUUUCAAGUGCUGUAGUAGCGACGCUGUCGUUCCAUCUGCGUCUCUGCAAGUAUUCGAAAAUCAGGAGGCAGCAUCUGCUAUGACUCUGUGUUGAGGCCUCAAUUGUAAUAUUACCAUUUUAGUGUCACUAAGCCUGAGGAGCGUCUGCCGCGCCUCUGAUCGUCAAAGCACUCUACGACG